GCCUCACAAUCCUCCAAAUUCCAAUCCCACCUCUCCUUUUUUUCCUUUUUCUUUUUCUUUUUCUUUCUCUCCGAAAUUUUCCCAUUUCAUUUUCCCUCAAAUUCCCACUUCCCAAUCAAAACCAAAACCACAAAUCCCUAAAACAAAAGCCCACGUCCAUUUGGACCCCCCGCUUCACUGUUCAAUCCAUCUAAUCCCCAUGGCGGAGGGGGCUCAGUAACCGCCUCUAGGGUUCCGCUUCAUGACGACGAAACUGAUUCCACCGAUGGAUUUGCAGUUGCAGGCCGCCGCCGCCGGUCCUCCUCAAUACUCCGUUUCAUUGGAGCCCGAGAAAGCCGGAAUCGAGCAGGAACUGCAGUGUCUGGUUUCGAGUAAGGGCGGAGGUGAGGCGGCGAGCAAACUCUCGGAAUCGGAAGUGCAGGAGGGGGAGGGAACGGCGGCGGUGGCGGCGGAGGAGGAGGGCGGACGGGAGAGGCUGAAGAGGCACCGGCGGGAGAUGGCGGGCCGGGUAUGGAUACCGGAGAUAUGGGGGCAGGAGGAGCUUCUGAAGGAUUGGAUCGAUUGCUCCGCCUUCGACGCCUGCUUGUUUCCGACCGGAAUUGGAUCGGCCAGGGCGGCGCUGAUUGAAGAAGGAAGGAGAGCCAACAAUGGCGGAUUCCGACUGGAGAACAGGUGCUGAAUUUUCAGUGAUUUUUUUGUUUGGGGGAAAUUUAAUUGCAGUAAUUAAAAAAAAAUAAAAGAAAAGAAAGAAGAAGAACUAACAAAUCCAUUUCCCAAGGUUUGAAUCUGAGUUUCCAAAAUCUGAGGAGGGAGAGGAUUUUGAAUGUAAACAAAACAAUCAAACAAAAUGGUGCUUUUGCGUUUCGUCUAUGGCUUCUCUCAUAUUGGCCAUUUGUUUUUCCAUUAUUGUUAAUUUGUACAAUUUCUCUUUGCUACUUUCGAUACCAUUAUUGUUAAUUAUUAUUUUAAUUAAUCUUAAUCCAUUUUUAUC
Momordica charantia (bitter melon) is the source of this 991-nucleotide messenger RNA. RefSeq lists its product as uncharacterized. The record is from RefSeq and is a predicted model, not a curated record. NCBI's taxonomy places the organism in Eukaryota, Viridiplantae, Streptophyta, Magnoliopsida, Cucurbitales, Cucurbitaceae. Gene Ontology annotation, biological process: blue light signaling pathway.